UGUUGACUGCCGCUCAUUCAAGAAGAGGGAAAUCGAGUGUAUUGUUUGUUUUUUGGAGCAGUUUUCCUUUCUAUACAGUAAAUGUUAUUAUUCGUCUGAAAAGAUUGUCAGAAACAUGGAUAUAAUCAGCAAAUUGCCAAUUGUCAGUUUGAUUUGGAUUAUUGCUGCAGGAUUUUUGGUGUUCAUGCUGCUUUUCUUGCUGGGUAAGAGGCAAAUUAUGCGUUUCACCUUGAAGUCAAGACGAGGACCAUAUGUUUCUGUGGGAUCAAAUGCCCCAAAAUCAAUGAGAGCAGAGAUAACGCGCCGCCUUGAGCGAGUUCCAGAGAUCAAACAUGAACCCAAACUGUUGAACCCAACCAUUGAGCAGGCUGCAAAGUCAUCCAAUAACCACUACUACUAUCGAAUGAAGGCGGUUGAUGCUUUCACAAAAUUUGAUGAGUGUUUGCGGCAGGAUGUACCAGCUGCCUGUCGUCACCCGAAAUAUAGUAUGCGGGACUAUCUGACCACGAUCUAUCCAGUAUACCUCUCCACUGCCCCACCAGAGCUCAUCAACAGGUUUCUCACACUAUACGAACAUGCCCGCCACAAACCAGAGUUAUUUGAAGAGUCCGAGUAUCUGCAGUAUGAGCAGGCCUUGGACGAGCUCGUGGAAUGUUUAGAGCAAGGGAUAAAAAUGAAGAAUGAGGCAAACAUAGAACAGAUGAAGCAGCUGCCAACAGUGGACACAGAAGUGAAGCUGAAGUCCAGUCACAAGGGCAUAGGAAAGACUAAGACCUCCAUCCCAUACAACCACAUGACCUCAGACAAGCACUCGAGCCGGGGUCAAACACGGUACAGAACACGCGCCAACAGCAGUGAGCAGGCGGGGCUACUUGAGAGUGCCCCCUCGAGUCAGAGGAGCAGCAUCGAGGGGCUUGUCACUGCGCAUGAUAGCUCCGAAAACGUCCGCCUGGUGGAGGUCAACAUGAACACCAUGCCUACAUGAUAUCUGUUGGUUUGUGUGGUCAUUAUUAUGGGACAGUUGCAAUAAUGGGGGUCUUUGAGACAAAAGACAUUGGGCAUGCCAUGCCUGUUUUAAAUCAGGAAUUGUCGCCCCCUGCUCAUAUGGGGACAUGUGAAAGGAAGUCCAGACUUUUCCCAGUUCAUGACUGGUUAAGAUUUUCUCAUGAUAAAAGUGUGUUUUGAUUGAUUCCAGGUAAGUCUUCUGAGGAAUGUGAUUGUCAGACAGUUGGAAUUUAUUAUUUAUUAAUAUUAUAUAUAGUUAGCCUUUGUUAUAGGUUAUGUGUAUGUAUGUUCAUUAUUUUCCAUGAUUACACUCGAGUGUAUUCAUGGAUAUUGUGAUUAUCAUUGUCCGGUCCAACAUUCUAUCUCUUUUUAAUAAAACAGUUUUUAACAAAUAAUUAGAUUUUUUAAGAUUUUUUAAAAAAAGGAUGAAUAAGCACUUUCAUGGUUGAAAGCUAGUAAAAAUCAAAAACCUAAAUAAAAAACUGUGGGCCCUGGUGUGUCAAGGGCAAAAUCCUGGUUGUUGGUUUUGAAAAUUCAGUUUUUGGAAGGUCUUAGAAAGCGUUUUCCAAGUGCUUAGUGCAUGGGUAAAAGUUUUCCGGAUUUCCG
This is a messenger RNA of Mya arenaria, 1611 nucleotides long. RefSeq names its product protein C1orf43 homolog. The transcript is spliced from 8 exons. The record is from RefSeq and is a predicted model, not a curated record. Lineage: Eukaryota; Metazoa; Mollusca; Bivalvia; Myida; Myidae. The coding region runs from base 116 to 985 and encodes 289 amino acids.